Molecule: messenger RNA, 492 nt
Organism: Nicotiana tabacum (common tobacco)
Lineage: Eukaryota; Viridiplantae; Streptophyta; Magnoliopsida; Solanales; Solanaceae
Source: RefSeq, a predicted model, not a curated record
AUGUCGUCCCGUGUAUGUCGAGCAAAGCCAAGAAUUACCAAACCAAACGAUGAAUAUGCAGCAAUAUCACAAGAAGAAACAUUAAAUUCUAGAUAUGAAACAAGAUCACAAAAUGAACAACAAGCCAGCAAAUCCAAGGAGGAAAUCGAAGACGAGGAAGAUAACAUUGAACCUGUCUGGACAUUUCGUGUCUUGUUUCUGGGUUUGUUAUCCUUCAUUUUCUUGAUAAUUAUUACCAAAUAUUGCCUGCGGGAGACAGCAGAAUGUCUCAUGUCAAUGAUGUGGGCUAUGUUGGUUGUAUAUCCCAUUGGCCUAAUAAUGGCCAAGAAACUCCCUAAAAGGAAGAUCUAUUUACGUCCAAUUAGAUUGGAGUUUGCUUUGAAUCCUGGAUCCUUCAAUAAGAAAGAAUAUGUAUUGAUCUCUAUAAUUGGUAACAUUGGUGCUGUUUAUGGUGGUUUAACUUCUGAUUUUAUCCUUAAUACACCAUUCUAG